This is a messenger RNA of Neurospora hispaniola, 846 nucleotides long. RefSeq names its product membrane-associating domain-containing protein. The record is from RefSeq and is a predicted model, not a curated record. The transcript has 3 exons. Lineage: Eukaryota; Fungi; Ascomycota; Sordariomycetes; Sordariales; Sordariaceae. Gene Ontology annotation, cellular component: membrane. Bases 240 to 731 code for a protein of 163 amino acids.
ACUUGAUAAAGUGAUGAUGGUGGUGGGUGAUAUAUCACGGUUAUGUCCUCCCACAAUCGAAAAUUGGUCUGACCUCCUUAUUUUCAUUUUAUAAUUCUUCUCAAAAUCGUCGUUACGGACAAACAAGCCAACACCACCACCACCAAGAAGUGGGAGAUCACGAGUGAUUUUCUUCGCAAACCUACCUCAAUCGACAACACCAUCAACGGUCAGAUCAAACAGAGAACAAAUCGCCCAAGAUGAUCCUGGUAGACAUCAUCUCCAUCAUCCUCCGCCUUGCGGAGCUUGCAUUCGCAACCAUUGUUGCCGCUCUUAACGGGCGCUUCCUGCACGCCGCUCGCGGCAACUCACCAUGGGAUCUCGGCCGACACAUUUACACUGAAGUGGUGGCGGGUUUGUCCAUUCUUUUCGCUAUCGUCUGGCUGUUUCCCUUCUCGAGCUCGUUCAUCCACUGGCCCAUGGACCUGGUCAUUUCUGUUAUGUGGUUUGUGAGCUUUGGGCUGUUGGUUAAUUGGUUGCAUGGGGUUUGCGGAUAUGUAUUUGAUUGGGAUAAUGUUGGCUUUAAUGGUGUGGGCUGUGGUGAGUGGAAGGCUACGGUUGCUUUUGCCUUUCUUAGCGCCAUUUGUUGGCUUGUUAGUGCUUUGGUUGGUCUCUACUGGGUUCAUCGCCGUACCCCCGCUCCUGUUGAUGCGGGGUAUCGUCGCCGUCGUUGGUACCGUUCUCGCUUCUAAAUUCAGGUACUCGCCAUUGAGUGUCGAAUGUCGGAAAUUCGCCUACGGACAAGUGACAGAUGGCUUGAUGACUUGCACAGAGGCGGAAUGUCGGCCUUGUUUUCCCCAGCUACUG